UUUAGUAUACUUUCUGAAGAGAUAUCUGAACGUUUAAUCUCUGUUUGUUUCUCUGUAAAUUCCCAGUUUCUCGCAACAGUUAUUAGUUAUAAUUAACAGUUAUUAGUGUCUUCUAAACAACUUAACCAAAAGGACUUCUAUCCAAGAUUUUAUAAACUUGCAAUCUUUGCAUUUCAGCCAAAAAGCAAGUAUCAUCUUUUAACUUUGUAUAUAUCUGAAAUAAUUUGGCGAAGAAGAACAGUAACAAAAAUGUAUAGCUUUGAAAAGCCUACGCUGCAAACAGUAUUGGAAGACAAUGGUGGAAACGAAAAGCUGUUAGAAGAGUUGUUUUACAAGUUUCAGUUAUGGUUAAAGCAGCAAACUCACCUUCCUCAAGAUAUAAGCGACCAACGAUUAAAAUAUAUUAUUUAUGCUGCAAAGUUUGAUUUCGAGAAAGCCAAGAAAAAUUUGGAUACAAUUUACACCCUUCACAAUCUGGUUCCAGAAAUUUACGGCACUUUCGAUCCACUUAGCGAUGAUAUAAAUCAUUUUCAUAAAUUCUUCCAAUGGGUACCUUUACCAAAAUUGACGCCAGAUCAAAGUAGAAUAUAUUUUAGCCGGAUAACAAAUAAUGACGCUUCUUUGUACAUUCCUUGGAUAAUAGCAAAAUAUAUUGUGAUGACAAUGGAAGCUCGUAUGGAAGAAGAUAUAGUUUCUAACAAUAUUAUAAUUUGGGAUUCCGCUGGUUUAAUUAUCCAACAUAUAUUUAAGUAUACACCAACUCUAUUGAAAGUAAUGGAUACUUGUUUGGAAGCAUACUGUGGAAGAAUAAAAGCGAUUUACAUAUUCAAUGCACCACCAUUUAUUGAUAUACUUAUGAAAAUGACAAAAGCAGUAAUGAGAACAAAACUUUUCAACAGAAUACACGUUUAUGCAUCAGGAAUAGAAUCAUUAUAUGAAGAAAUACCAAAAUCUAUUUUGCCAAUGGAUUAUGGCGGUGAGCAACCGUCACUGGAUACAUUAGCAGAUAUGUGGAAUACGAACCUGGUUAAACGAAGGAAUUGGUUUCUAACAGAAGAAAACCGUAAAGCCGACGAAUCUCUCCGAAAAACUCUGUGAUAGAUCCAAACGAUAUGUUCGGAGUUUCAGGAACAUUUAGAAAAUUAGAAAUCGAUUAACACGCGAAUAUUUUUUUAUAAAUAAAAAAACAAAAUGAAACUU
Molecule: messenger RNA, 1200 nt
Organism: Linepithema humile (Argentine ant)
Lineage: Eukaryota; Metazoa; Arthropoda; Insecta; Hymenoptera; Formicidae
Product: alpha-tocopherol transfer protein-like
Cellular component (GO): membrane
Molecular function (GO): phosphatidylinositol bisphosphate binding
Source: RefSeq, a predicted model, not a curated record